Messenger RNA from Arabis nemorensis, 1521 nucleotides. The record is from the annotation of a GenBank genome assembly. NCBI's taxonomy places the organism in Eukaryota, Viridiplantae, Streptophyta, Magnoliopsida, Brassicales, Brassicaceae.
AUGGCUUCUUCGACUCUGAGCAGCGGCGAAAGAAACGAGAUUGCGUUUUUCGACCUUGAGACAGCGGUUCCGACAAAAUCGGGGAAGCCAUUCGCGAUUCUGGAGUUUGGUUCUAUCUUAGUUUGUCCUAGGAAGCUAGUUGAGCUCUAUAGUUACUCCACUUUGGUUCGACCUACCGAUCUUUCUCUCAUCUCCACGCUCACGAAGCGGAAAAGCGGCAUUACGCGCGACGCGGUCCUCUCUGCAUCCACAUUCUCCGAAAUCUCCGGUGAUGUUUACGACAUUCUCCACGGAAGAAUUUGGGCGGGACAUAACAUAAAGAGAUUCGAUUGUGUAAGAAUAAGAGAAGCAUUUGUAGCAAUUGGUCAAUCUCCACCGGAACCUAAAGCUAUAAUCGAUACGCUUUCAUUGUUGACUCAGAAGUUUGGGAAGAGAGCUGGUGACAUGAAGAUGGCAUCACUUGCUACAUACUUCGGGUUAGGAGAUCAAGCUCACAGGAGCUUAGAUGAUGCCCGGUUGAAUCUUGAAGUUCUCAAGUACUGUGCAACUGUCUUGUUUCUGGAGUCUAGUGUUCCUGACAUUCUAACAGAAAGGAGCUGGUUUUCGCCAAGGAAAAGUCCGAGAACACGCAGCAAUGAGAAGUCAUUGCCUGAUGGAGUCAGUGAAAGCUCGAAUUCUUUCUCCUCGAGCCCUAAAACUGAUCCAAGUUUGUCUUCUGUGGAUGCCACAACCGAAGAAGUCCAUCCCAUCGUUUCUCUUCUGACGGAAUUCUCCGAAAGUGAAAGUGAUACAUCUUGUAGUGAAGUAGACCAAUCUGAUAUAACCACGCUAAUAAGUAAACUACACAUUGGAACUCUUCAGACAGAUGCUGCAGACGAAGCAAAAACUGUAAUACAGCAAGAUGAGUCAACUCCAUCUCCUGAUGCCAAAGUUGAAUCAUUUUGGGGAGUUGAUGAAGUUUCUGUUUCGAGCAUCACCGCAAGUCUUAUCCCGUUCUAUCGUGGGAGCUUGAGAAUGAAGCUGUUUCACAACGAUGCCCCUCUGCACCUCUGUCGCUACAGCUUGAAAGUUCGGUUUGGAAUAAGCCGGAAGUUUGUGGACCAUGCUGGUCGUCCAAGGUUGAAUAUUGUUGUCGAUGUACCUCCUGAUUUAUGCAAGAUCUUGGAUGCAUCUGAUGAUGUUGCACAUAACUUAUCAAUUGACUCUAGCACAAGCUCAGAUUGGAGGCGAACCAUAAUGAGGAAAGAAGGCUUUGCCAACUAUCCAACAGCCAGACUGCAAAUAAGCUCAGAAUCCAAUGGAGAUGAUGCCAGAUGUGGAACCCAGGUUUACCAGAAAGAAGAAUCUUUGGAAACCAUUCAAAAGCUUGAUUUCAGUACCGAUGAUUUUGAAAACCUCGAGUCAGCAUUACUUCCUGGUACCUUGGUUGAUGCCUUCUUCUCACUUGAGCCCUACGAUUAUCAGCAAAUGGCAGGGAUACGUCUAGCAGCCAGAAAGUUGGUAAUCCACUCGAAGAAAUGA